UUUGAUUCCUGAUAUGUGCUCUUCCAUGGAAAAAUUUUCUUCUCAUGGAAUUGUUUUUUAUCCCUUGUUUUCCUUGUUUAAAAAUGAAGAACAGAAUAUUACUUGAGGCCAGUAAACAUGUCCUGUGGUGAGUCCUCCACUCCACUAACUAAUAUUCCAAACACCCAAAACUUCAGAAUAUUUGUUGCAACAUGGAAUGUUGGCGGACAACACCCUCACGAUGGAUUAAAUCUAAAUAACUUUCUCCUGGCAAACGGCAGCUCCGAUUUGUAUGUUCUCGGUUUUCAGGAAAUAGUCCCUUUGAAUGCUGGAAAUGUGCUUGUCAUAGAAGACACUGAUCCAGCUGUGAAAUGGCUCUCUCUGAUUUAUCAGGCAUUGAACAGGCCAUUAGAAUCUGAUGCUGCUUCCCCUUCUGAUACCCCAUCCCCUUACUUGAAUAGCUCCAGGAAUUCAUUGUUCUUUCAGAAGCUUUCACUGAAGGCCAUCAGUAAAACUUUUAUGAUGGGGAAGAGAAAGUCGCUGAAGUCCUGCAACUGCACAUCAGAAUUAGCUAGGAAAGGUACUGGGGAGUCGUGUUUCUGGCCUCAAAAUGCCUAUUACAGCAGCGAAGAUGACUCUGGUGAGGAGGAAGAUUUACCAAAUAACUCAAUGGUGAUGGAGAUAGCUUCUCAAUUAAGUUGCAGAAGCAGCCACAGGAGAUACAGCCUCAUAGCAAGCAAACAGAUGGUGGGGAUUUUUGUGACUGUGUGGGCAAGAAAAGAACUUGUGCAACAUAUAAGACAUUUAAGACUCUCAUGCAUUGGGCGUGGGGUAAUGGGUUAUCUUGGCAACAAGGGCUGCAUAUCUGUGAGCAUGACAUUGCAUCAGACUAGUUUAUGUUUCAUCUGUAGUCACUUGGCAUCGGGAGAAAGAGAAGGGGACGAGCUGAGGAGAAACUCUGAUGUCAAUGAGAUACUAAAGAAUACACGAUUUCGGAAGAUUUACAGCAAGCGGUGCCGAAGAACGCCGUUGAAAAUACUUCAACAUGACCGGAUCAUUUGGUUUGGUGAUUUGAACUAUCGAAUUGCGUUGAAUUACUUGGAAACUAAGAAAUUGCUUGAGAAUAAUGAUUGGAAUGCACUUCUAGAGAAAGAUCAGCUCAAGAUAGAAAGAGAUGCUGGAAGGGUGUUCGAGGGAUGGAAUGAAGGGAAAAUUUAUUUCGCUCCUACAUACAAGUAUUCCUACAACUCAGAUUCUUAUGCUGGUGAUGGUGUCCAAUCCAACACAAAAAGAAGAACUCCUGCAUGGUGCGACCGCAUACUUUGGCACGGCGACGGGAUCAUUCAGUUGUCAUACAUUCGUGGCGAAUCCAGAUUUUCUGACCAUCGACCAGUGUGUGCAAUUUUUAAGGUGGAGGUUGGAGUUCUUAAUGAUGGAAUAAGGAAGAGCUUUUCUGUUCCCAACAUGAGAGUUGGAGUGGAGGAGCUUUUACCUGCAAACAAUAACAGCAGGACUGCCAAAGAAAGGUAAGGUGGUUGCUUAUAUCUGUAGUGAUGUUUGUGCUUAAACGAAUGCCAACUAUUCCGUCUUCUUAGCUUUGCUAUAAUUUGGAUUAGAUUGAAGGGUCACUUUCUUAAUUUUCAUUUGUUCAGGGGGUAACCGAUUCUUAUGUUUUAUAGCUCGAGUUGAUCGUAGUGUCUAUUAGAAGCUUUAUGUGCCAUAAUUAUAUGUGAUUUCAUGUAAGCAUAAAUGCAUCAAAUUUCCAACCGUCAAUGUUGAGAUUUAUAUCUAAUACAAGGAUUGUAUUUAUAAAUAGAAGAAAUUUAAGAGUU
This is a messenger RNA of Phalaenopsis equestris, 1811 nucleotides long. RefSeq names its product type I inositol polyphosphate 5-phosphatase 10-like. Bases 118 to 1509 code for a protein of 463 amino acids. Gene Ontology annotation, biological process: phosphatidylinositol dephosphorylation. The transcript has 8 exons. The record is from RefSeq and is a predicted model, not a curated record. NCBI's taxonomy places the organism in Eukaryota, Viridiplantae, Streptophyta, Magnoliopsida, Asparagales, Orchidaceae. Gene Ontology annotation, molecular function: inositol-polyphosphate 5-phosphatase activity; phosphatidylinositol-4,5-bisphosphate 5-phosphatase activity; phosphatidylinositol-3,4,5-trisphosphate 5-phosphatase activity.